ACAAUAAAUAACAUUAAAUUAAUUUAUAAAAUUUGAUUAAUCAAUUUAAAAUAAAAUCUGUGCUCAGAUCAUGAUCUAGUAAUACACUAAAGAUGCUCUCAAAAAUAUGGUACCUCAUAAUAUCUUUAGAGUUUAGAUUUAUAUAUUUCGUUUCCGUUUGUCGUCCCACAUUGCUUACAAGUGAGAGUAGUUAAUACCUUAUAAAAUUUAAUUGAUCCUUCCAUUUAGAAGUGAGUUACUAGAGGUGGAUUUUAAUUUUGAACUUUUAGUGGUUUUGGUUAUAAACUGAUUGUGGCCAAACCUAUGUCAAAUUACAAUCAGAGCAGUUCGAAUCUUUAGGCAUGAGCAUGACGUCCGACUCCAAAGCAAGAAAAUGAAGAUGAGAGAAACCCAUUUCUUAUUAGGGUUACAAGCUGAGUUUUAGUAAGCUUGAUUGUCAACUACUUAUAGAGCGAAUAUUUUUUUUUAAAACUAUAUAAAUCCUAUCAGUUUCUUAUAUUUCAAAAUUUACUUUUUUAUUUAUUUAUCAUGAACCUGUAGCUGUUUUCGCAAUUAUAAAUUUGUAAAAGAAAACAACCGAUAAGCUAAUAUUAUAUUUUACCUCCAGUAAAUAAACAAACCAUUUAUCCUUGCUUUGUGGGUUUUGUUAUUAGUUCUUCAUUUGCUGAAUGUCUCAGAAUUGGAUUGAUCUUUUUUUUUUGUAACUUAUAGUUUACCCUUGGUUAGGGCUAUGCUUUCCCUGUGUUUAGGACUUUGUUUUCGGAUGUUUGGAUCUUCGGACUCUUUAUAUUCCAUCAUCAAAUCUUAUCUUAUAAUCUCCCUAGUAUUUUAUAAUGAAUAAACUUCAACAGAAGAAAUAAAAAACAUAAAAAAAUGUUGUAGAGCUAAGAAAGACUCCUACACAAGUUAACAUUUUUGGAGAACCAAAGCUCAAUUACAAGCAAUAUAAAUUUUAGUAAAUUUUUAUAGUUUGUGGAAUUAAAAAAGUACUUGCACAACAAAGGGAAAAUAAAUAAAAAAGAAAGAAAAGAGAGUCGAAUAUCCAUAAAUUCAUUUUGUUGACUAAAAAAUCUGUAAAUUUAUUUACAAGGAAAAAAAAAAAAGGGUAACGGCGUUCUCUAUCUCCACGCCACUGUAUAUAAAGCUGCAAUCGCAAAAUCAAGAACGCUCCUGCUUCUUCCCCCUGAGCACCUGAGAAAGAUUAAAUUAGGUUUUUUUUUGGCGAUCGAUUCCGAUCGAUGGCGAAAAGAUUAUUCGCGGUGCUCGAGUGCCAAUCAUUACUAGAGAACCUAUCUCCCUUCGUGGAUCCCAAACGCCCAAAGAACUUCCCCGACGGCGAGAGUCCAACAUGUCUAUCUCCGAACUCGGUGAUCGGGUUCCCGGAAUUGACCGAAGAGCCGAAAAGCGACUCGGAUCGGAGCGUUCUGUGCAGGCUCUGCGUUCGGUUACCGGACGGGAGAAAGGUGCAGAGGAACUUCCUCAGAUCAGAGUCUGUUCAGCUUCUCUGGUCGUUUUGCUAUUCGUUGAUGGAUGAAUCGGAGAGGAGGGAGAGGUCUUUCAAGCUGAUUCAGGCGGUUCCCGGGGAGUACAGGAGUCUUUAUUACGGAUCUGAGACGAGUUUUGAAGACUCUGGGCUUGCUAACUCGUUGAUCUCUGUGAUUUGGGUGUGAAUAAGUUAAUUACUUUUGAUUAUCUGGUUUUUAGUUUCUCUAUGAUUUGAACAGUUUAUAGGGUUAAGUAUUUGAUCAAAUCGUCUUCGCAUAACAUUGGUUACAAGUCAAUUUCAUUUUUAAAAGUCUAUCUUCUCCUUUAAGAUAUCUUUCUUGUCUUUGUUUUA
This is a messenger RNA of Brassica rapa (field mustard), 1837 nucleotides long. RefSeq names its product plant UBX domain-containing protein 12. Lineage: Eukaryota; Viridiplantae; Streptophyta; Magnoliopsida; Brassicales; Brassicaceae. Gene Ontology annotation, cellular component: nucleus. Gene Ontology annotation, biological process: proteasome-mediated ubiquitin-dependent protein catabolic process. Gene Ontology annotation, molecular function: ubiquitin binding. The record is from RefSeq and is a predicted model, not a curated record.